AUGCUUUCACACAUCACCCCAUCGGUCCUCUGGGUGCUCUUCUUUUGGCGUCCAAAACACCCACUUAGGCACACAUUUUCUCAUCUGCCGGCCAUGUGUGCGAUAAGUCACCUACUCCUCCCGUUCCUCCUCUACACCCACUUGGUGUGCGAGGCCCAAGAGGAUGACGACGAAAAGAGCGACUCAUCCGGGUCUCCUCUAGUCGUCGACGUCAACAGCACGCCAAGCGGCACUUGUUACAAAAGGUUUGAAACGGGAGUCGCAGACGCCGAGGCACUCGUCUUGUUCCCCGGUCUAGAAACCAUCGCCGCCAUCACAAAUGGAGAUAAAACAAUUUGGAAACCAGGAAAUAAUCAAACAUGCAAAAUGUGCAUCGUAUUCCUAAACAAGGACAAAAAUCCAGGCGUAGUCUACCUCAUGAUCGAGAAUUCUUCGGGGUUGACGGACAAUCCUAGCUCUACCUUUCGGGAUCUUUAUCUCAAGUUCAAGGGUGGGAUCUGGAAGCCCUCAGCAAGAAAAUAUCCGAAUAGAAUCACGGAUCUCAUGCUAAACUCGCCCAUCCGUUCAACGUUUACCGUUGACAUUGAACGUGAGAGCCACGGAACCAAAUGCAAAAACUUCAAGGUCCUCUUUGACGACAUUCCCACGGACAUCUUUAUCCCAAAACCCGGGCAUAUCUGCACAAAGGUGGUGGUCGGUGAAGAGACUUUAUGGGAGAAUCCCAAAGAGAAGUGCAUCCUAGUUAUGGCUCAUUUGAAAAAUAGACAACCCACCAUGGUACACAUGUUCAUCUGGGAUGAAGUGUACGCAUUCAAGCAUCACUAUAUGGAGCUGGAAUCAGAAGGAUGGGUACCGAUCAAUCAAAAGGAUUAUGAAAGUCAAGUCAAGGCACUGGAGGAUAUCAAGACAAUGCCACCAGAGGUACUCAUACAAAGUGCAACUCUUGUGAGUUUAACAAGGGCUCUCAUAGCUGCCAUGAUAAUAUCUGUAAUGUGAAAAUUGAUCACGUCUGUAAAGUAUGAGUGAGCAUGCGCUCCAGUUUUAAAUUCGCAACUGUAUAAGCGAAGACACC
Molecule: messenger RNA, 1072 nt
Organism: Theileria equi strain WA
Lineage: Eukaryota; Apicomplexa; Aconoidasida; Piroplasmida; Theileriidae
Product: signal peptide containing protein
Exons: 1
Coding region: 1-996 (331 amino acids)
Source: RefSeq, a predicted model, not a curated record